This is a messenger RNA of Lactuca sativa (garden lettuce), 1395 nucleotides long. Its product is annotated as structural maintenance of chromosomes protein. The record is from RefSeq and is a predicted model, not a curated record. NCBI's taxonomy places the organism in Eukaryota, Viridiplantae, Streptophyta, Magnoliopsida, Asterales, Asteraceae.
GUGAAAUCAUUUCGAAUUCGUACAGCCCGCCCCUAAAUCAAUGUCUCUUACAGUCGGAGUUCAAAAACCCUAGAAAUAUGCUUCUGAUCAUCUCCCAACAAAAUUUCGAACGUUAAUCUUUAAGUCGCAGAUUUCCCUCAAAAUGUCCUCUUUCAGGUCAUCUUCUCGUUACAGUUCUUUCAACAAUCGAUCUUCCACUCAAUCCGAUCCAUCCUCCUCUACCGAGCUCAACAACCUCCACCUCAACCAAACCAAAAAUCGUCGCCAGUCUCCUGAUGUCUCUUUCGCCCUUGCUAAAUCCAAAUCCACCAAGAACGACCAGAAUUUGACUGCCAUGGUUAAAAAAUUCAUGGAGAAGAGGUCUUCAUCGUCAACAAAGGUCAAAGGAAGGGAGUUUGUGGUGGCUGCGGAUGUUACUACUUUCAUUGCCGAGGAUUUCAAGAAGAAGACGACGAUGAGUGCGAGGAGAGGUGGGGCGACGGGUUUGGGAGGGUUGCAUAAGAAGUUGUUUGGUAGCAAAGGGAAAGGCGAUGAGAGUGAGGGGAAGAAGAAGGCAUUGACGGAGGUGAAGCCAAAUGCUAGGACUUUGGCGAUGGUGCUGAGAAGUGAGAGGGAGCUGUUGAGUCAGAACAAGGACCAGGAGACGGAGAUAAUUGAGCUUAAGCUGAUGCUUGAGGAGAAAAACAGAGAGGUUGACAAACUGAAAGAUUUAUGUUUGAAACAAAGAGAGGAGAUCAAAGCAUUGAAGAGUGCCAUUCUGUUCCCAGAUGUUAUGAGCACUCAGCUCCAAGGACUUUUAAACCAACAAGAUUCCGAACUAAAACAUGCAAAACAAAUCAUCCCUACUCUCCAAAGACAGGUCACUUCUCUCACUGGUCAGCUUCAAUGCCUUGCUGAAGAUCUUGCAGAGGUGAAAGCCGACAAAUAUUCAGUCACAGCAGCUUGCUAUGACAGUCUUGUAUCUUCUCCAAGAACACCAACACAUGAGCAAGAAGAAGCAACCAAUUCUCUGGAAUUCAGCUCUGGGAGUCCAGAUGAUAUGUUCAUAAAUGAUCUAAACCCAUGUUUAACACCUUAUUCCAAGACCAAAUCUAAGGAGUUUGAAACCACCAUUGAAAAUCAUGCAAGAAGGUUUCCUGAGCUUGGGUUUGGUUCUCAUGGUGGAAAACUGUCAAAAAGUUCAAAUCAGGAAUAUGUUGUAAACUCUGGCAAUUCAAGGAAGAUUCUUGGUCGUAGAUCAGAUGAAAACAAAUAUUCAUAUGGUAAGCAUAUUUACUGUUAAUUAAAUCUAUCAAGAGAAAUAGUUUUCAUUUGACUUGAAUGUUCAUCCUGUUUUUGCAUGUUGUUGUCAACUCAUGUUCUAUAGUAAUGCUAUAAAAUAAACUUGUUCAAUAA